UCCUGUCCCAUGAAUCGGUGGAACAACCAAAAUCCAUAAUAACAUUCUUUCACUUCCUUCUUUCUUUUUCUCUUUUCCAUUUUGAUCCCUCACAAUUUCUGGGUCUGCAAUCAAGGACGUCUAAACCUUUCACAUUCAUCACAACCGGGUCUGUUUAUAUUGUCUCAAAGGUUAUCAUAAGGCUAUAUAAUAAUAAAAGAAACAUGCAAAAGGAUAACAGUGCACCAUCUACACCUACUAGUGCUCGAGCUCGGCACCGAAGACGGUCCAAUGAGUUUCCGGCUGAUGAGAGCAAAACAAACGGACAUCUUUUACUAGUAAAUGAUCACAACAAAUACCGGUUAAUGUGGAUUCGAGCUUGUUCAUCUCUGUGGAUGCUGGGGUUCUUCCUCCUGGUUAUCUAUUUGGGUCAUCUUUAUGUAUUGGCCAUGGUUGUUAUUAUCCAAAUAUUCAUGGCAAGGGAGCUCUUCAAUCUACUCAGAAAAGCUCAUGAAGACAAACACCUGCCGGGGUUCAGGCUCUUGAAUUGGCACUUUUACUUUACGGCUAUGCUCUUUGUAUAUGGUCGCAUUCUUAGUCACCGGCUCGUGAAUACAGUAACUUCAGAUAAAAUUUUCUACAGGCUUGUGAGUAGGCUCAUCAAGUAUCAGAUGGUUAUUUGUUAUUUCUCAUACAUAGCAGGUUUCAUGUGGUUCAUUCUUACACUAAAGAAGAAGAUGUACAAGUAUCAAUUUGGGCAAUUUGCAUGGACACACAUGAUUCUCAUUGUUGUUUUCACUCAGUCUGCAUUUACUGUGGCCAACAUUUUUGAAGGCAUCUUCUGGUUCCUUCUCCCAGCAUCACUAAUUGCUGUCAAUGAUGUUGCAGCAUAUUUCUUCGGUUUCUUUUUUGGGAAAACUCCUUUGAUCAAGAUAUCUCCUAAGAAAACGUGGGAGGGUUUCAUUGGUGCAUCGGUUGCAACUACAAUCUCAGCAUUUGUGCUCGCAAAUAUCUAUGGUAGCUUUCAGUGGCUGACAUGUCCUAGGAAGGAUUUAUCAACCGGUUGGCUUCACUGUGAUCCUGGUCCACUUUUUAAGCCAGAGUAUUAUCCGUUGUUACCAUGGUUGCCAUCGACAGAGAUAGCAAUUCUGCCAGUUCAGUGGCAUGCUUUAUGGCUGGGCCUAUUUGCAUCAAUUAUUGCACCAUUUGGAGGCUUUUUCGCAAGUGGUUUCAAGAGAGCUUUUAAGAUUAAGGAUUUUGGAGAUAGUAUACCUGGACAUGGUGGACUUACCGACCGAAUGGACUGCCAGAUGGUAAUGGCUGUUUUUGCAUACAUCUAUCAUCAAUCAUUUGUUGUUCCCCAAGAUUAUACAGUUGAGACGAUUAUGAGCGAGAUAUUAAGCAGCCUUACUUUGGAAGAGCAGCAAAUACUGUAUAUGAAGUUAGGACAGAUAUUGCAGGAGAGAAUGUUCGGACGGAACUGAAGUUUAUUCAAAUGCAUUUUGAAGGUGAUUGCAAUCAAAAUUUCUUGUGGAUGACGGGGAAUAGUGUUAACACUUUUUGCUUCUCCAGUUAUGGUUGGGAUUACAGUCUUCGGAUGUCUCCUGCAUGAUCCUUCCAUCUUCAACAAGGUAAACUUGUACAGUUGGUGAACUUAGUCUUAUGACACCAAAGAGUAGGAUUACAUAUUCAUGUUUAUGAUGAAAAAGAAUAUAAAAAUAUAGGACCUAAGCAAACUUAGUACUCGGGAAAACUCGAUGUUUCGAAAGAUGUUUGUUCUAAUACAAGGUUGAUCACAAA
This is a messenger RNA of Gossypium raimondii (Peruvian cotton), 1779 nucleotides long. Its product is annotated as phosphatidate cytidylyltransferase 1. NCBI's taxonomy places the organism in Eukaryota, Viridiplantae, Streptophyta, Magnoliopsida, Malvales, Malvaceae. Bases 204 to 1463 code for a protein of 419 amino acids. Gene Ontology annotation, molecular function: phosphatidate cytidylyltransferase activity. The record is from RefSeq and is a predicted model, not a curated record. The transcript is spliced from 12 exons. Gene Ontology annotation, cellular component: endoplasmic reticulum membrane.